AUGGCUGAGUCAAAGCUUUUCGAGCCUCUGAAGGUUGGCAAUUCUAUUCUUGAUCAUCGGAUCGUAAUGGCGCCUCUUACUCGGUUUCGUGCGGACGGCAACCGUGUCCAAUUGCCCCAAGCCCUGGAAUACUAUUCACAGCGUGCUUCAGUUCCGGGCACUUUAAUUAUAACAGAGGCAACACUGAUAUCCGAAGCUCACAGUGGUUUCCCCAACGCCCCUGGGCUGUGGACGGAUGCCCAGAUUGAGAGUUGGAAGAUUAUCACUGAUGCUGUGCACGAUGGAAGAUGCACUAUCUUCUGCCAGCUCAUUGCACCUGGCCGCGCCGCAGUUUUGAGUCCUUUAGCUGGAGGAGCUCGCCAACUCUUAAGCUCGAGUGCAACUCCAAUGACAGAGGAAGAAGACGCCGAUGUUCCCCAGGAGAUGACCCCCGAGCAGAUUGCAUCUUGCAUUUCUGAUUUUGCGCAAGCGGCAAAAAAUGCUAUCCGAGCUGGAUUUGAUGGCAUUGAGAUCCAUGGUGCAAACGGAUACCUUAUUGACCAAUUCCUUCAAGACAAUUGCAACAAGAGAAGCGAUCGUUGGGGCGGCAGCAUUGAGAAUCGAGCAAGAUUCGCACUCGAAAUUACGUCUGCAAUUGUGGAAGCAAUUGGCGCAGAAAGAAAUUUGAAGCGAUAUCGAUUGGCAUAUCUGCACAUUAUCGAGUCGCGCGUUAAUAAUAACGUGGAUAUUGAAUGUACGGAUAGCAUCAAAUUCUUAUUGGAUAUUUGGGGCAAUACAUCGCCGAUAUUUGUGGCCGGCGGCUAUACUCCAAAGAAUGCGCGUCAGGCCGUUGACGGAGAGUACAGGGAUUACGACGUUGCCGUUGUUUUUGGUCGGCAUUUCCUCGCCAACCCAGAUCUCCCCUAUAGAAUAAAAGAAGGCCAGCCGUUGAACAAGUACGAUCGCGCGAGUUUCUACACUCCGCUUCUUCCAGAAGGCUACAUUGAUUAUCCAUCCAGCCCAGGCUUCGUUCCUGGCAGGGCUCUCAGUGCUAGGGGCACUUCUCUGGCCUUGGCACAAUAG
Molecule: messenger RNA, 1062 nt
Organism: Trichoderma harzianum CBS 226.95
Lineage: Eukaryota; Fungi; Ascomycota; Sordariomycetes; Hypocreales; Hypocreaceae
Exons: 2
Coding region: 1-1062 (353 amino acids)
Molecular function (GO): NADPH dehydrogenase activity; FMN binding
Source: RefSeq, a predicted model, not a curated record